UCGUGUGACAGGGAGGCUCGACUCUUGGGUCUACGGCGUGGCUGGCUCGUGGGUGUGACGGUGCUUGCGGCGGUGGGUCUACGGCGUGGCUCGACUCGUGGGUCUACCACGGUCUUGUACCAACAAUCUGUUGUCUCUACAGUCUGUUCCUGUUGUUCGUUGUCUUCCUCCGUCUCAUCUACCACAACUUCCCUCCCCAUGUUUCGCCGACUCCGACGGAGAUUGACUUGCAGAGCAAUGGUCCAGCAGGCUGUACAGGGAGGAGCUCCAGCUACUUACACCCAAGAAAUGGAGAGGCUAACCGCUUAAGAAUCCCUUCUUCUUGCUGUGAGUCUCAAGUUUUAAGAAUUUGUGUAUUGUAGUUGAUAAGACCUAGCAUUUGAGCUUUGAAUUUGGGAUUAUUUAUUUAUUCAGUUUAAGGAUUCUGGGGGGUUUUUCCAAGCUUCAAUUUUUAUGGGAUUUUUACUUGUUCAAGCUAAUCAGGUCGCCAUUCUUGGAGGGUCGGUGGGAUUUUUUUCAGGGCUGAUGUCUUCCACGCAGUAGUUGAGGUGAGUCUUUCUUUGAUUUUUGUGAUCUGGGUUUGCUUUGUUUUUGCGUUUUGUGUGUCUGGGUUCUUCAUGUUUUUGUGAUUUUUUUUAUCUGGUUUUUCAGUUAUUAUGGAAUUCAUUUCCAAUUUCUCGUCGAAUCGUUGUGUUAUUGAUUUGCAUUGCACGACCUAUUUGUUAAUUUCAAUUCCGUAUGUGUAAUUUUUCUUCUUUCCGUUUUGAGUUGCUCCUUUUCUGUUUUGGUGUGUGAUUGCUCUAAUAUGGAAAUUUUAACGAGGUGAAUGAGGCAUUGAUUGAGUUACACAACGUGACACAAACUUUUGCUAGAAAUAUUCAGCAUUCCUUUUCAGAUUCUGAUCUUCGAGUUCUAAUGGAUACACUGAAGGCAGUGUACUCUCCCUUUGAAUCAUUUAAACAAAGGUAUGGACAGAUGGAGCGGGCCAUCCUUUCUUCUGAAAUUGCUGGGGUGGAUCUCAGGGGAGCUAUUACUCGUGGUGUGGGUGCCCAGGGGAUUGAACUCAGUGAAACAGUUCGCAGAAUGGAGGAAUCUAUUCCCCAUAUCAUUGUACUUCUUGAGGCAGCUGUAGAAAGGUGUAUCAACUUUACUGGUGGUUCUGAGGCAGAUGAACUAAUUCUUGCUCUUGAUAACAUAAUGUUACAAUAUAUCUUUGCUUUACAAGAGACACUAAGAUCAUUAAGAGUGGUCUGUGGAGUAGACCAUGAUGGUGUUGGUUCAAAGAAAGAGAUGGGAUCAGACAAGAGAGAUGGCAACACUGCACGAAAAGUUGAAUUGAUUUCAAAUGAGGAGGAAUGGUCCAUUGUUCAAGGGGCUUUGCAGAUCCUCACAGUUUCAGACUGAUGUGUUGUAAAUCAUUAAAGCAGAAAGGCAGAAAGAGACCAUGGCUUCUCCUUCUCCUUCUCACCUCACAGCUAUCCCACAACGCAUCUCAAAACCCUCCAUUUCCCACUGUAAGUAAAUCUCUCUCUUUCUCUCUGUAUAUAUAAUAUAUAUACGUAUAUAUAUGACACUACUAGUACCCUUAAGAUGAACUAGUAUGAGAAAUAACUUAAACCCUUAAUUUCAUUGCUAAAUUUUUCCUUAGUAUAUGUAAGAUUUCUAUGAAUUUUAGAAGCUGCAAUCCAUCACGUAAUAGUUUGUUUACACCUCAUGGUUAUUUUCAAUAGC
This is a messenger RNA of Humulus lupulus (European hop), 1731 nucleotides long. RefSeq names its product conserved oligomeric Golgi complex subunit 7-like. The transcript has 2 exons. NCBI's taxonomy places the organism in Eukaryota, Viridiplantae, Streptophyta, Magnoliopsida, Rosales, Cannabaceae. Gene Ontology annotation, biological process: retrograde vesicle-mediated transport, Golgi to endoplasmic reticulum; Golgi organization; intracellular protein transport. Gene Ontology annotation, cellular component: COG complex. The record is from RefSeq and is a predicted model, not a curated record. Bases 916 to 1404 code for a protein of 162 amino acids.